AGCCUCUUACAGCUGCUUGCUGUAAGGUGUCGUUUCUGUAUCUAGGCAGGAAUAUAAACACAAAUGCUGCCUAAUAAGAUAACAAACUGACCGUGAACGCAACAGUUGAUUUUAACAGUUAUAUGCGGAUGAUUUGAAUUAGCUGUGUGUGUGGUUAACUAUAUCUAUCCUCACUACAGUGUUCCCAUCUAACUGAGGAGAAAACAUACCCAGGCUUCGUCUUCAGGAACAAAUAGAAGGAGGAAAAGCGAUGUGCGUCCACUCCACCAAUCUCCGUCAUUUUCCCGUGUCUUGCCGUGACCCCUCCUCUUCCCCACUUCCUCUCUCAUCCCGCAACCCCCCUUUUCAGAGCGACUCUCUCCAACACGCUGUGUUGUUGACGCUCGUUAUAAAGCAGAACGCUCUUGUCGCUCCUUUCAGUCCGCAGCGCACAGACCCGCGCGAGCGCAACUUGCAGAACAUUUCACAGUGCGCUCACGGCGAUGUCUCCGCUGCUCUCGCCGACUGGAUUUACCCUCCAGUAGUCGCUGUUUAGGGCAACCACACACACACCUUCCUACUCCACCUUCUACACUCCUGACACCCACCUGGAGCGGCAGCUUUAGCUUCUUCUUCUUCUUCUUCUUCUCCUCCGGUGCCAAACUUGUUCCACUGUCAUGGGGCGCGCGGUGUCCUUCUCACCAGGACUGCUGAGGAAAUCGGCCGCACUGUGAGGCACCAGAUACACGGUGGAUUUAUGAUCGGCGAAGCCUCAACUAGAAGCCCAGUGGGAAAUUAGCGGAAGUUUGAGUGCCGGCAGGAUGCGGGUGACGUGCUGGUGCGCCUUGGUCCUCCUCCUGACGCCCGCCUUUUGUCUGGUUUCAAGUGCCCAUGUCAAGUCUGGAAGCCCGAACUUAGCGCUAAAGCAUCUCUGGACAGAAAACAGUAAGGAUAUGUCAAUAAGUAGGCUGCUGACACAAACACUCCAUGGUAAAGAGAACAACACAGCUUUAAACCCUCACUACGACGCUCCCGAACCAUACUCGGACCAGGAUCUGUGGGACUGGCUAAGGAAUUCCACAGAUCUGCAGGACUCACGACCGCGGGCCAAGCGGCGGCCAAUGGUGAAGACGGGAAAAUUCAAGAAGAUGUUUGGCUGGGGGGACUUUCAUUCCAACAUCAAAACAGUCAAACUCAACCUUCUCAUUACUGGUAAGAUCGUGGAUCACGGCAACGGGACAUUCAGUGUUUACUUUCGCCACAACUCCACAGGUCAGGGCAACGUCUCGGUCAGCCUGGUCCCUCCGACAAAGAUCGUGGAGUUCGACGUGGCAGCGCAACAGUCUGUCAUCGACGCGAAAGACUCCAAGUCCUUCAACUGUCGCAUUGAGUAUGAGAAGGUGGAGAAAGGUGCUAAGAACACUCUUUGCAACUUUGACCCAUCCAAGACCUGCUACCAGGAGCAGACACAGAGCCACGUGUCCUGGCUCUGCUCCAAACCUUUUAAAGUCAUUUGCAUCUUCAUUUCCUUCUACAGCACUGACUACAAACUGGUGCAGAAAGUGUGCCCAGACUACAACUACCAUAGUGACACACCUUACUUCCCCUCCGGCUGACCGUCAAAUAAAACCAGUCAGACGAUAGAUAAGCGGAGCGCAGGACGGGGCUUAUUCCCAGUCCGGAGAAAUAUGUUGAGGUUUUUUUUUUGUUUUUUUUUCAGAUAAUGUUGAAACAUGGGAAUGUUAACAUUUCAAAUCGUUUUUUUUUCCAUGUAACCAUUGUAAAUUUUGCGUGUCUGAUUAUUUUAUCCUGUUAUCCCACACAUAUAUAGAUAUAUAGAUAUAAAGUAGAGAUGACAUUUAAAGUCGUAAAAUGACUUAAAUGAUCUGGAAAGCUGUGCUAAAACUAUCAGGUAUAUAUUUUUUUGUCCUACGAUUAUUACGUAUUAUUUUGAGUUAAUAUCAUGUAUUUAUGUACGUAUUUUAUUUAUCCGUUUGCUUGGUUACCUUGUUCUGGCCCGUGGCCAACACGUUUUCUCCCUGGACACUUUAACAUUUGGCCCCUGCUGUGCUAAUAAUAUGCAGCAGUUUAUCCUGCGUAAAAGAGAACACACCUCAAAUAUAAAAAAAAAAAAAAAAAAUAAUAAAACACACACACACACAUACAUAUAUAUAUAUAAAUAUAUAAAUAUAUUUACUAGUUAACAGUGGUGCCGGCAAGGUACCUUAAGAGGAGAGUGAAGACUCGAUGUGAGUUGGAUGGAUAUAAAAAUGUGGGGUGGUCCUAUCUGUCUGAUAUCCCUCAGGUGAUCCUAAUUCAGGAGAGAAGACAAACGUAACAUGUUCUGAUACUCUACCACAUUCAGAUGCAAACUGCAGAUGGACUGCCUUGCUCUUGGCGGACGGAAUGUCCAAUCACCUGACCGAGUGACUGAAUCAUUGACUUGUAUGGGGCUUGCUCAUUGUUACCUAAUAUAUAAGCUGUAAUGUAUUGAAUUCAAUAUCUUAGAAUCGAAUUUGUAUAAAUGGGUCGUAUUGUACAAAGUUUAUCCCAAUUGCGCUGCUUCUACACACGCCACCUUGCCAUAAGCUGUGUUCCUCUCCUCGGCGAGUCCUGUUGUACACUCCAUUUAUGCUUGGUUUGGUUCCUCUAGCAAAGAAAUUGAUGUCGCUGCCCUAGAUGUGGACUUCAUAAAAACAGCAAUCCUCUAAAGCUGUAAAACUGACUGAAAAAUAUUAUAAAAAAAAAAA
Messenger RNA from Cynoglossus semilaevis (tongue sole), 2729 nucleotides. RefSeq names its product neurexophilin 1 (gene nxph1). The coding region runs from base 801 to 1595 and encodes 264 amino acids. Lineage: Eukaryota; Metazoa; Chordata; Actinopteri; Pleuronectiformes; Cynoglossidae. The transcript has 3 exons. The record is from RefSeq and is a predicted model, not a curated record. Gene Ontology annotation, molecular function: signaling receptor binding.